AUGAACCUCAUCAGUGACUCCAAUGACUCUAAUCAGAGCGAAGCAAGUAAUGAUGAAAUUAUCGAUGAACCAGUUGCUAUUGCUGCACUUCUCAUUAAAUGGAACAAGAAGUCAACAUAUGUUCCUUAUCCACGUUGGCUUGGGCUUAUUCUAGCUCGUAUUGAAGAGGGUUAUAACGAAAAUCAUGGAAUCGUCAUUUCAAUUCCAUAUAUGUCUUCAAAGAUCAUCAAUGCUGGUCUAUCCGAUGGAGAUAUACAUCUUACCCGAAAUAUGGAAAAUUGUGUUGCAAAUCCAUAUGUUGUCGAAACUUAUGACUCUGAAGAAGAGGAUGAUGAGGAUAAUGAUGAUGAAGAUAACGAGGAAAAUGAAGACACUAAUAAUGAAGAUGACGAAGAAGGCACUAAUGAUGAAGAAAGCGUUGAUGAUGAAGAAGAUGUUGAUGAUGAAGAAGAUGAAUUUGCCACUGAUAAAGGAGAAGCCUCAGUUCAAUGA
This is a messenger RNA of Lactuca sativa (garden lettuce), 492 nucleotides long. The record is from RefSeq and is a predicted model, not a curated record. Lineage: Eukaryota; Viridiplantae; Streptophyta; Magnoliopsida; Asterales; Asteraceae.